AUGAGACCUCAUAUUGCGUAUCUUCUUGCACCUUUCCCGCUGUCUUUGGUAGAAGCAAACUCUCGGUUCAAAACACGAAUCAUCACCGGCCGUAGAAGGGUCGAAGACGAAGAUGAUGAGUUGCAGCUUCAGCGCUUUUCCAAAAUCCUGCUUAAUGUAGACAAAGCUGCAACUUUCGACACUCUGCAUGCAGACCUCCCGUUCAGAUGGAGAGAGGCAGAGCCAUACGAUAUAGUCAACCCUUUUGGCGACUUCCGAGAAAUUGAUUUCAAAGCCCUCUGGACCUUCGACUUCCAAAACGAUGUGCUAAUUUAUAUUAAUCGCCACCAUCGCGCCCGUAUACCACUCGGCGUUCUUCGAAGUAGUCCAGUCACUCUAGGCGAUAUGGAAUCGCUCGGGCCGCCCGUACCUUCACUUCUACAUCCGACAUUGGAACCAUCAGUAGUGCCGUGUUGGAAGCCUCAAGUUCAAGUCGAUAAAAGAAAUCGCGCAUUCAUUCAUCGCAUUCUUCGCGAUUUUGAUGUCCAAUGGCGGCAUAUUCUUCGUAACGACUAUAACAGUAUAACUCUGCGAGUUCUUGCACGAGGCAUUAUUCGGCUUUCAACUCUAGAUUUCGAAAUUCGCGAAGAAACCGGUUUGCGACAUGGUGUAGGGGGCGAGUGGGUUUAUAUCACUGAAUUGCCCGCGUGGACGCCAUUCGAGACAGAUAUUGUACCAAUAGGAGACGUUCACCUAAUUGUUUGCCAUUCAAUACAGAACGGACUUUCCAAAGCUAAGGAACACAUUGCCUCUCAGCAAUCCGUAGCCGUUAUUGGGACAGACUAUACACACAAGCGACCAGAGUACAUUAUCUUGUCAGUUAAGCAUAUCGUACUAUGUCGCGCCAUAGGCCCGUAUGAACUUGAGCACACUGCUCCACAGUCGUUGUUUAAUGGCAAUCCCGACGUCGCUCCUCCAUCGGAACUGGCUCUAGAUUACCUUCUCUGGGCUCUGACUCCAGCUAUCAGUUUUAUCAACACGCCCCUUCUAGCGUUGCCGGUUGAGAUCCAGGACAUUAUAUUAGGUUAUGCUGCUGUAGGACCAGUAGCCGCCGCCAGGGUUGGCUGCAUACUCAGUCUAGGAACGCCAUAUUUGUGGAAACAUGGCCCUUUAGAUAUCAAAUUGGAGGAUAUACGUAUGAAUCGUAACCCGUGGUCGCCUGUCGAAUCUCAAGUCUGGUUUUCUGAGAGCGAAGUCGGUAUAGUAUACAGAGGCAGAGCGUAG
Molecule: messenger RNA, 1263 nt
Organism: Pseudovirgaria hyperparasitica
Lineage: Eukaryota; Fungi; Ascomycota; Dothideomycetes; Acrospermales; Acrospermaceae
Exons: 2
Coding region: 1-1263 (420 amino acids)
Source: RefSeq, a predicted model, not a curated record